AUGAAGUAUCUUGCCGCCGUCUCCCUCUUCGCCUGCGCUGUCAGAGCCCUUCCUUCCGCAGAAAACACUGUAGGCCAGGCUAUCCUCGAAAAGGCUCUGACUGCUGAAGGGACUCCCUACGCCUGGGGCGGGGGCUCCUGUGAUGGUCCUAGCGGCGACCAGCCGCCAUAUGAUUAUGGCGACGUUGGGUACGACUGCUCCGGUCUCGUCUGCUGGGCUGUCUGUCAGAUCACUGGCCGCGAUCUCUUUACCGAGGGUCUCCGCGUCACGUCUUCCAUGUACUGUGCCAGCGAGGAGACUCUUGGGUACAAGAAAUACCCGUACGAAGAGCGCCAGGCAGGUGAUGCCGUCUUUUUUGGUGGGGAGUGUGAUUGCAAUGCCAGCGGCAGUAUCCACCAUGUUGGAUUGAUGAUGGACUCGGGCGAUCGCAUGUGGAAUGCUCCCAACGAUCGGGUCAACAAGGUGCAGGAGAACAGCAUUUCUGGGUUCGGGGAGACACCAUGUCCUUAUGUUAUUCGCUUUGCUUAG
Aspergillus calidoustus is the source of this 528-nucleotide messenger RNA. Lineage: Eukaryota; Fungi; Ascomycota; Eurotiomycetes; Eurotiales; Aspergillaceae. The record is from the annotation of a GenBank genome assembly.